UUGAAACAUUUGUGUUCAAUAAAUUUGUUCUGUUCAUAAAAGAUGCCAAAAAAAAGUGAAAAAGAAAAUAUAAUUGUAUAUUUAUUGGAAAAUGCUUCUGAUAAAAUUAUGUUGAUUGAAAGUGAUGCAGAAAGUGAAAACGAAGAUGGUGUCGAUGAAAUCCUUGUUGAACUUUAUGAAGAAUUGUUGUUAGUCCUGGCUGUUUGUCGUCGAUUAACUAUCACUGUGCCUAAAUCAAUUGACUGGCGUGAGAACAUUUUAUCAACAUUGGACAGCGAUCGUUUCCGCCAAAUGUUGAGAAUGGAAAGACAUCAAUUCGAUCUUUUGCUUUCCUUAAUUAGUGAUGAUGAAGAGUUUCAAAAACCACAUGCGUGCAAACAAUUCUCAAUUGGACUACAACUGGCCAUUGUUCUCUACCGUUUAGGUUCAUCAGGUGAAAACGCAUCUGAUAGGAAAAUUGCAACAACUUUGGAGUUGGAGAUGGAGGUACAUUGAGCAAAAUUACUAAUAGAGUUUUUCGAGCUCUAAUAAAACAGCUACCCAAGUAUAUAUUUUGGCCAAACAAUGAAGAGAGAAAAAAAAUCGUUGCCGAAACUUAUCAUAAGCUACCAUUAUGCAUAGGCUAU
Eupeodes corollae is the source of this 626-nucleotide messenger RNA. RefSeq lists its product as uncharacterized. Lineage: Eukaryota; Metazoa; Arthropoda; Insecta; Diptera; Syrphidae. The record is from RefSeq and is a predicted model, not a curated record. The coding region runs from base 43 to 495 and encodes 150 amino acids. The transcript is spliced from 2 exons.